CGCUCACUGUAGGCUAGAGCAGUGUUAGUGUCUGUGUAUGACUGGUAACAGGUGUAUAGUAACACAGGUAUGUGUCUUUAACAAGACACAAUGAACGCAGGGCCGUCAUAGUUUUAUUGAAACAAGACUACGUUGCUUUCACCGAGGACUUCGUACUUCUCAUAGGAAUAAGUAAUCAUACGGAAAACAGACAAUGGCAGACAAUACACCAACGUCUCAGAUUACAUCGAUCAAGGAAAAGUUCGAGGAAACUAAGCCCGUGAGAUCAGGAACCUCAGCAACGGCCUAUGCCACCCGGAAGACAGUGGCGCAAGGCAUGCUAGACUUUGCACUUCUAAUGGCGAACGCAUCACAGAUGAAGGCCUUGGUGAAGUCCAAAUCUGUCUCCCAUGACGCCAUGUUCGUUGUUCUUCUGUUCCUCAUCGCUGUAUCCAUAAUACUACAGAUCAUAACUGGCAUCAUCAUCGCCGUCCUUGGAGCUAUGGACGUGCAUGACGAGGCCGCACACCUCCGGGCACAUCGACUCAAUAACACCACUGUGGGACUGAUACUUGGGAUAACUGUCAUCAAUGUGUUUGUAGCGGCAUUCGGUAUGGAUUUAUGAAUCGCUGGGUCUGCAACUAUGACAUUCCAAAUGUGCUGAGAAUCUGUGGAACCGAUUAUUGUUAUUACAAAAUCUAUGUGUGUGCACCUGACACAUUCAUAUACAAAAUGGACAAUGAUUCUUUUAAAGAUCACGUUUAGACACUGGCACUUGAACAUUGCGUUAUGAUUUACAAAAAUUUAAUCUAUUUUAUCAAGUAAACUAUGUGACUACAAAAAUACAUUUCAAAUAGAGUAUGGAUCUUGAAGAAAGCACACACACACACACACACACACACACACACACACACACACACACACACACACACACACACACACACACACACACAC
This is a messenger RNA of Haliotis rufescens (red abalone), 933 nucleotides long. RefSeq names its product ninjurin-1-like. Gene Ontology annotation, biological process: cell adhesion; tissue regeneration. Bases 194 to 604 code for a protein of 136 amino acids. Gene Ontology annotation, cellular component: membrane. The transcript has 2 exons. The record is from RefSeq and is a predicted model, not a curated record. Lineage: Eukaryota; Metazoa; Mollusca; Gastropoda; Lepetellida; Haliotidae.